AUGGUUGCCAUGGCACCUAGUGGCAUGAUGGAUGAUACAGGACCAGGUCUGAUCCCAGUGGAGAUGGAUGAUACAGGACCAGGUCUGAUCCCAGUGGAGAUGGACGAUACAGGACCAGGUCUGAUCCCAGUGGAGAUGGAUGAUACAGGACCAGGUCUGAUCCUAGUGGAGAGGGAUGAUACAGGACCAGGUCUGAUCCCAGUGGAGAUGGAUGAUACAGGACCAGGUCUGAUCCCAGUGGAGAUGGAUGAUACAGGACCAGGUCUGAUCCCAGUGGAGAUGGAUGAUACAGGACCAGGUCUGAUCCCAGUGGAGAUGGAUGAUACAGGACCAGGUCUGAUCCCAGUGGAGAUGGAUGAUACAGGACCAGGUCACGGAGACAGCAACAGCAGAAACAUUCCUACUCUGGUCAAAGACAUCAGCAACGUAGGAGAGGUGUCUUGUGGGAGUUCUCACACCAUAGCUUUGUCAAAAGAUGGCCGCACCGUUUGGUCCUUCGGAGGGGGAGACAAUGGGAAACUGGGGCAUGGUGAUACAAACCGUGUCUAUAAACCUAAAGUCGUGGAGGCCUUGCAGGGGAUGUUCAUACGGAAAGUGUGUGCUGGAAGCCAGUCCUCCCUAGCCCUGACCUCCACUGGACAGGUGUAUGCCUGGGGCUGCGGGGCCUGCCUGGGCUGUGGCUCCUCUGAAGCCACUGCACUGAGACCCAAGCUGAUUGAGGAGUUGACAGCGACCAGGGUGGUAGACCUCUCCAUAGGAGACAGCCACUGUCUAGCUCUCUCACACGACAAUGAGGUUUAUGCAUGGGGUAACAACUCCAUGGGUCAGUGUGGCCAGGGUAACUCUACUGGUCCCAUCACCAAGCCGAAGAAGGUGGUUGGUCUGGACGGUGUGGUCAUCCAACAGAUCUCAGCUGGUACCUCCCACAGCCUGGCAUGGACCGCUCUGCCCAGGGACAGACAGGUGGUAGCGUGGCACAGACCCUACUGUGUGGACCUGGAAGAAAGCACCUUCGCUCACCUGCGUUCCUUCCUAGAGCGCUACUGUGACGGCAUCAACAGCGAGGUGCCACCCCUCCCCUUCCCCUCCUCCAGGGAGCAUCACAACUUCCUGAAACUCUGCCUUCGACUGCUGUCCAAUCACCUGGCUUUGGCUCUGGCCGGGGGAGUGGCCACCAGUAUCCUAGGGCGACAGGCCCGCCCCCUCCGGAACCUUCUCUUCAGACUGAUGGAUUCCUCUGUUCCUGAUGAGAUCCAAGAGGCUGUGAUUGAGACUCUGUCUGUGGGGGCCACUAUGCUGUUACCUCCUCUGAGAGAGAGGAUGGAGCUUCUCCACUCCCUGCUGCCUCAGGGACCUGACAGAUGGGAGAGUCUGUCUAAAGGACAGAGGAUGCAACUGGACAUCAUUCUGACUUCGCUCCAGGACCACACCCACGUAGCAUCCCUCCUGGGGUUCAGCUGUCCCCCCGAGGCCCCCGAGGCCCUGGCCUCCUCCUGCGGCCUGGACCCUUCCUACGGAGCCCCCGGCACCAACCCUGACACACACCUGGCUGAGAUCCUAAUGAAGACCCUGCUCAGGAACCUGGGCUUCUACACGGACCAAGCGUUUGGGGAACUAGAGAAGAACAGUGACAAGCUGCUCCAGGGAACGUCUUCAUCAGACAGCAGUCAGCCAGCCCAUCUCCACGAGCUGCUCUGCUCCCUACAGAAACAACUGCUGGCAUACUGCCACAUCAACUGUGUUACUGAGAACUCUAGCAGUGUGGCUCUGCUCCAUAAGCACCUCCAGCUGCUGCUCCCCCACGCUACAGACAUCUUCUCCCGCUCCGCCACCCUGCUGCAGGAGAGCUCCUGGAACGGCAGCAUCAGAGAGAAACUACGAGAUGUGAUCUACGUGUCUGCAGCAGGCAGUAUGCUGUGUCAGAUCGUCAACAGUCUACUACUACUACCAGUGUCUGUAGCCGGACCUCUGCUGAGCUACCUGCUAGACCUGCUGCCUCCUCUAGACUGUCUCAACAGACUGCUGCCUGCUGCCACACCGUUGGAAGACCAGGAGCUGCAGUGGCCUCUACAUGGAGCCCCAGACUUUGUGGACCCUGCAGGGCAGCCCCUGUCCCAGCCGGCCCAGUCCUGGGUGUGGCUGGUGGAUCUGGAGCGUACUGCAGGCCUGCUGGUGGGCCGCUGCCUGGGGGGCAUGCUGCAGGGAGCCCCCCCCUCUCUAGAGGAACAGGAUACAGGCUACUGGCUGAAAACCCCCCUGUUCAGCAACGGGCUGGAGAUGGACAUCCCUCAACUAGAUAACUGCAUCAGCUGGCUGUUAGAGGAGGCCCUCUCAGGGAACGAGGAGCAGAAACCAGUUGACUGUCCUCUGAGAGCAGACAUGAGCGUCCUGGUGGAGCUGGCCCUGGGCUCCACUAAGGAACCCACCAACAGUCUCUGGAGCAACAUGCAGGACUACGCCACCAGCAAAGACUGGGACAACGCCUCUCUCUGUAAUGAGAUCUUAUUGGACACCGUGUCCAGGUUUGUCCUGGCUGCUCUGCUGAAGCACACCGGCCUGCUGGGCCAAGCCUGUGGAGAGGGCAGGUACCAGCCUUGUAAGAUGCUGGCUGAGGUCUACCGUUGUGUCUACAAGGUCAGGAACCGCCUGCUGGCCUGCAAGAACAUGAAUGUCGUCCAGACACGCUCGUCUUCCCGGGAGAGGAGGAUUUCAGACAAUCAGGACUCGCUGGAGAUGGACCAGGAGCACUCGUUCACGAGGACCAUCGAGCUAGAAGAGAGGACUGUGCAUCAGGAGCAAGAUGAGGAAGAGGAGGAGAGAGAGCACGGGGUCAUGACCGCUGGGAAAAUCUUUCAAUGUUUCCUCUCAGCGCGGGAGGCGGCGAGGAGCCGAGAGAGGGAGAGGGCCAGCAGCAGCGCCGGGGGAGGCAAGCGCUCCUUUUCUCCUCCAGCCUCGACAUCCCAGGAGGAGCAUCACGGGAGAGACGGCUGUACGGGGCUGCCUGAGGGACAGGACCUGUACACAGCGGCCUGUAACUCUGUGGUCCACCGCUGUGCUCUGCUGGUGCUGGGGGUCAGCCCGGUACUGGGGGAACUGGGGAAGCAGCACCAGGACGAGGGACGCGGCAGCUUCCAGUCAGCCGGACAGCAGGACGGGACGGGCUUCAUGACCAGGAGUGAGAGUCUGAGUACAGAGAGCUGUUCGGUCCAGUCCAGUCCCAACUACAGGCUGAUGAAGUCCAGGAGCGAAUCAAAUCUGUCCCUCUCUGAUGAGGAGGGAUGCACUCUGAGUGGCAGGAGAAACGUGGAUCUAGACCUGGCAUUUUCUCAGAAAAAGCGAGGUCUACUCCACAGUUCUCCAGACUCCCUGGCUGACUCAUGGUUCAGGGUGAAGCACAGUAGGGACCAGCUGUAUGGUUCUCCCCUCUACCAAUCCUAUGAGGAGUCGGACCUGGACCUGAGCCGCUCGCUGGGGGUUCACGCCCUCAUAGAGAACAUCGUCAGCUUCAUCAGUGGAGACGUGGGAACCACCCCCGCUUUCAAAGAGCCUGAGGAGAGCAUGUCUACUAGUCCACAAGGAACCAUGCUGGCUAUGGAGCAACAACAGAACAGAGCUGAGCUGCGUCUGGAGGCUCUACACCAGAUCGUGGUGCUGAUCUCUGGGAUGGAGGAGAAGAGUAGCCAGGCUGCAGGAGGUGGGGGGAGCGGACCAGGAGGUCGACCCAGCCCCAGCGUCGCCUUCCAGUCCUCCUCCCUCCUGACCUCCGUCAGGUUACAGUUCCUGGCUGGAUGUUUCGGUCUCGGGACCGUGGGCACCGGGGGACUGAAGGGAGAGAAUGUCCAGCUACACCACUACCAGGACGGUGUUAACGCAGCCAAGCGGAGCCUGCAGAUGAACAUCCAGACAGCCGUACAUAAGAUCUACCAGCAGCUGUCUGUCACGCUGGAGAGAGCCCUGCAGGCCAACAAACAUCACAUAGAGGCCCAGCAGCGCCUCCUGCUGGUGACAGUGUUUGCCCUGAGCGUGCGUUACCAGUCUGUGGACGUGUCCCUGGCCAUAUCCAGUGGCCUCCUCAAUGUGCUGUCACAGCUGUGUGGCACAGAGACCCUGCUGGGACAACCACUCCAGCUGCUACAGAAACCAGGGGUGUCUCAGCUCAGCACUGCCCUGAAGGUAGCCUCAACGCGACUACUGCAGAUACUGGCCAUCAGCACCGGGACGUACGCAGACAAGCUAGGACCCAAGGUGGUCCAGUCCCUAUUGGACUUGCUGUGUAGCCAGCUGAAGAACCUUCUGUCCCAGGCAGGAGUCAGCCUGCUCACUGCCGACCCAGGGAAGAACCAGGAGAACCAGGACAAGAAGUCUGAGGAUGGAGCCGACCCAGAGAAGACAGACCUCCGAGCGUUGGUGCGUAAACAGCACACAGCAGAGCUUCACCUGGGAGACUUCCUGGUGUUCCUGAGGCGAGUCGUCUCCUCCAAGGCCAUCCAAUCCAAGAUGUCUUCUCCGAAGUGGACAGAGGUGCUGCUCAACAUCGCUGCGCAGAAAUGCUGCUCAGGAGUCCCUCUGGUGGGCAACCUGAGAACACGUCUCCUGGCCCUUCACGUUCUGGAGGCUGUGCUGCCUGCCUGCGAGGCCAGUGUAGAGAACCACCAGAUGACACAGGUGGUGGAGCGUCUCUUCUCCCUGCUAGCUGACUGUAUGUGGGAGGCUCCCAUCGCCCAGGCCAAGCACACCAUCCAGAUGAAGGAGAAAGAGCAGGAGCUGAAACUACAGGGCGAGGAGGAGGAUGAGAACCUUCCUAUCCAGGAGGUGUCGUUUGACCCGGAGAAGACUCAGUGUUGUGUGGUGGAGAAUGGUCAGGGUCUGACCCACGGCAGCGGGGGGAAGGGAUAUGGACUGGCCUCUACCGGCAUCUCCUCUGGGUGCUACCAGUGGAAGUUCUACAUUGUGAAGGAGAACCGUGGCAACGAGGGGACGUGCGUCGGGGUGUCCCGUUGGCCUGUCCAUGACUUCAACCACCGCACCACGUCAGACAUGUGGCUGUACCGGGCCUACAGCGGGAACCUGUACCACAACGGAGAGCAGACCCUCACCCUCUCCUCCUUCACCCAGGGAGACUACAUCACCUGUGUGUUGGACAUGGAGGCACGCACCAUCUCCUUCGGGAAGAACGGAGAGGAGCCCAAGUUAGCCUUCGAGGACGUGGACGCCACAGAGCUCUACCCCUGUGUCAUGUUCUACAGCAGUAACCCUGGGGAGAAGGUAAAGAUCUGUGAUAUGCAGAUGAGGGGUACCCCUCGUGACCUCCUGCCUGGUGAUCCUAUCUGCAGCCCCAUGGCCACAGUCCUGGCUGAGGCCACCACACAGCUCAUCAGGAUCCUGCACCGCACGGACCACUGGACACACUGCAUCAACAAGAUCAUGAUGGACAGGUUGCACAGAAUCAAACCCUGCUUCAGAGACUCAGCCAACGGUACUGGAGGAGGAGGUCAGAGGUUAAAGAAGAGUCGUUCGGUGCAGAGCAGAGAGGAGCAUGAUGCCCAGAGGGACUCGUCCAGGGACCCCCAGAGAGGGGAGGAGGAGAGGGGCCGGCCGGGACACGGGAGCCGCCAGGGUCAUGGAGGUCUGGGGGAACUCUCUGACCACCACCUCAGGACCCUCUGUACAGAGGUGUGGCCUGUGCUGGCGGUGAUGGGGGGUGCUGACGCAGGGCUGCGUGUUGGGGGGCGCUGUGUUCACAAACAGACCGGUCGGCAUGCUACUCUCCUGGGCGUGGUGAAGGAGGGGAGCACCUCAGCCAAGGUGCAGUGGGACGAGGCUGAGAUCACCAUCAGCUUCCCAACUUUCUGGUCGCCUAGUGACACUCCCCUGUACAACCUGGAGCCCUGCGAGCCGCUGCCUUUUGACGUGGCACGCUUCCGAGGCCUCACCGCUUCCCUGCUCCUCGACCUCACCUAUCUCACCUCCAUCCACGAGGACGCUGGGAAGCUGAGCGCCCGGCGCCAUGAGAAGAGGCACCGUAGCAACGGAGGCCACGAUACGACGACGACGACGACCGCCACGACAAACGACGACUUCAACAACAAAACUAGUGAGACGGAGCACCAACACAGGGUCUCCCCGGACCCCAAAGACACAACAACAACGACAACGGGGACCGUCACCACGACGACAACCUCUGAUCUGAGAGUGUCACACAGCCUGGACGAGGUCAAAGCCCACGUGGUGCCCAACUCGAAAUCAGAGAGCGAGAUCUCCUCCUGCGCCUUGGACUCCCAACACCAGGGUGGAGGAGGACCAGAGACCCUCUCCCCUGCUCCUCAGACCCCCCAGGAGGACAACAGGAGGAAGGGCCACGGUGGCUCUCCCUCCUCGGGGGCCAGUCAGUCUGAGAUCCAUGCGGUGCAGAUGUCCUACCUCUACCUGGGGGCCAUGAAGGCCCUCAGCACACUGCUCUCCUGCUCCAAGUAUGUUGAGCUGCUGCUCAUACCCAAGGUUCAGGCUCAGCCGGAGCCUGCUCCCAGUGGACACAAUGCAGACCUGAACGCCGGGUCCACCCCUAGUGGCGCAGCGCCCUCGCCCGUGUGCCAGGAGGAAGUUGAGAUGAGGGCGGCACUGCAGUUCCUGAUGCGUCACAUGGUCAAGCGGGCCGUGAUGAGGUCACCCAUCAAGCGGGCGUUAGGAUUGGCCGAUUUGGAGAGAGCUCAGGCCAUGAUCUAUAAAUUGGUGGUCAGUGGAAUGCUGGACGAACACUGCAGUGGGGGCAAGUCCAGACCUGCUGACCCAGAGUGUGAGGAGGGUGUGCAGGGAGAGCAGCAGGCCCAGACCCCCAUCACCACCAGCCCCUCUGCUUCCAGCACCACCUCCUUCAUGAGCUCCUCUCUGGAGGACACGACCACAGCCACUACACCUGUUACUGACACAGAGACUGUCCCUGCCUCAGAGUCCCCUGGGGUCAUGCCUCUGAGCCUGCUCAGGCAAAUGUUCUCAAGCUACCCGACCACCACUCUGCUGCCAACGCGUCGUGCCCAGACCCCGGUGUCUUCUCUCCCCACGUCUCCCUCUGAUGAGGUGGGUCGGAGACAGAGCCUCUCCUCCCCUGAGACCCAGACCUCCAGACCAGCCAACCGGACCGGGACAUCCCUGUCGGACCCCAGCAGCAGACUGUCCACCUCCCCUCCCCCCCCGGCCAUCGCUGUGCCCCUCCUGGAGAUGGGCUUCUCUCUGAGGCAGAUCACCAAGGCUCUGGAGGCUACAGGGACAGGUACUCGUGGCGAGGCCGAUGCCCAGAACAUCACGGUAUUGGCUAUGUGGAUGAUAGAACACCCCGGAACAGAGGAGGACGAGGAUGAGAGCCACUCUCGAGGACAGGGGUCAGACAGCUCCUCGUGCCCAGGGGCCACAGCCUCGGGAGGGGGUAAGAGUCUGGAGAGGAGCUACCUUCACUCCCCUGGAGAUAUGCCCAACGCUGACUCUGCAGACAUGGAGGAGGGCUUCAGUGAGAGUCCAGAGGGGCUGGACCAGGCCUCUGCCUCCGUUGGUCCAACCCCCAGAGGGCGCUCUGCUGUCAGCAGGAAACACCGCUUUGACCUGGCUGCUAGGACACUGCUGGCCCGCGCUGCUGGUCUGUACCGCUCGGUGCAGGCCCAUCACAGCCAGGCUCGUAGAGAGGGCAGUGCCCUACAGCAGGACACUGGACCUCUGUAUGACUUUAACCUCGACGAGGAGCUGGAGCUGGAGCUGGACGAGGAGACCAUGGAGGCCAUGUUCGGUCAGGACCUGGCCAGCGACACUGACAUCCUGGGCAUGUGGAUCCCAGAGGUACUGGACUGGCCAACAUGGCAUGUGUGUGAGACAGAGGAACGAGACGAGGUGGUGGUGUGUGAGUUGUGUGAGGCUAGCGUUGCCAACUUCAACCAGCACAUGAAGAAGAGCCACCCUGGCUGCGGGCGCAGCGCCAACCGGCAGGGUUACCGGAGCAACGGCUCCUACGUAGACGGGUGGUUCGGGGGGGAGUGCGGCAGCGGGAACCCCUACUACCUCCUCUGUGGGAGCUGUCGGGACAAACACCUGGCGGUCAGGAGUAAAACCACAGUCCCCGUGACGGAGAGGUCUGUGGCGGACAGAAGAUGUAAAGGACUGGCCCCGGACCUCUUGGGGAAGCAGGACAGUGUCUAUGAAGAGGAAUGGGACAUGCUGGAUGUUGACGAGGAUGAGAGGUUAACUGGGGACGAGGAGUUUGAGCUGCUGGCGGGACCGUUGGGUCUGAGCGAGCGCCGGGUCGUCCCAGAGGCCGUCCAGUUCCCCGACAGUGACCCCCUGGGAGCGUCCGUAGCCAUGGUGACCGCCACCAACAGCAUGGAGGAGACUCUGCUGCAGAUAGGCUACCAGGGCGCGGUGGAGAACAGCUCCUCGGGCAGGGUGACUCUGGGGGAGCAGGCCGCAGCGCUGGAGAACCCCCACGACAGGGUCAUGGCUCUGAGGAGAGUGACCUCUGCAGCGCAGGUCCUCCUGGCCAGGACCAUGGUGAUGAGAGCCCUGUCUCUACUCUCUGUCAGUGGUUCUAGCUGCAGCCUGGCAGCAGGGUUGGAUUCUCUGGGUCUGACAGACAUCAGGACCCUGGUCAGACUGAUGUGUCUGGCUGCAGCGGGGCGAGCCGGCCUCUCCACCAGCCCCACAUCUGGAUCAGGGGCCUCAGAGCGGCCCCGCGGGGCCACCAAGGCCAGCAAACCCAUCUCCUGUCUGGCCUAUCUCAGUACGGCUGUGGGUUGUCUGGCCUCCAACAGCCCCAACGCUGCCAAGCUACUGGUCCAGCUCUGCACACAGAACCUGAUCUCGGCGGCAACGGGGAUGAACCUGACCACGGUAGACGACCCCGUCCAGAGGAAGUUCCUCCCCAGCUUCCUGAGGGGCGUGGCCGAGGAGAACAAGCUUGUGACGUCACCCAAUUUCGUGGUCACCCAGGCCCUCGUGGCCCUGCUCGCUGAUAAAGGGGCCCGGCUCAGACCCAACUAUGACAAGACUGACACGGAGAAGAGAGGACCUCUGGAGCUGGCCAACGCGCUGGCUGCUUGCUGCCUGUCUUCUCGUCUGUCCUCGGGACACCGGCAGUGGGCCGCUCAGCAGCUGGUCCGCACGCUGGCCGCUCACGACAGAGACAACCAGAGCCGGCCGCAAACCUUUGCCGACAUGGCGGGUGACUUGCGCAAGUGCUCUUCUGUGAAGUUGGAGGCUCACCAGAGCAGGGUGAUCACGUGUGGUUGGUGCAGUAGGAAAGGCCUGCUGGCCACCAGUGGUAACGAUGGAACAGUCCGGGUGUGGAGCGUUACUCACAACCAGUACACCCUCCAACUGACCUGCGUCUUCAACAGGACUGCUGGUUCUCCAGAGGAGGGUGGGCAGUGUCUUGGUUCCCCAGGCGACCCCAGUCUGUCUCCUCUGGUCUGGAGCCUUACGGGGAAAUACCUCGCAGCUGCCAUGGAGAAACUAGUCAACAUCUGGCAGGUCAACGGUGGUAAAGGUCUUCUGGACGUGCAGCCCCACUGGGUGUCAGCUCUGGCCUGGCCGGAGGGAGAAGCCGUGUCCCUGUGGUGCGGGGAACCCAAAGAUGUGUUGCUGGUCGGACGCAUGGAUGGAUCCCUGGGCCUUAUAGAGGUCCACGAUGCCUGCACCAUGCGUCGCACCGAGCUGGAGCACUGCUACCGGAAAGAUGUGUCAGUGAUCCACAUCGCCUGGUACAGUGAGGACAGGCCGUUCGCCGUGGGCUACGCUGACGGCAAGCUGCUGAUUGGCACCAAAGAGCCUCUGGAGAAAGGAGCUGUCGUGGUCAUCGAUGCCCAUAAGGAGUCCAUCACCAGUAUAAAGUGGGAUCCUACUGGUCAGAUGCUGUUGACCUGUGCCAAAGAGGACGUGGUGAAGCUAUGGUCCAGCCCUGGGUCAGGGUCCAACCCCGGAGCAGGCUGGAAGUGUCUGCAGAGCCUACCCCACCCUGCCCAGGUCAAUGGAGUGGCCUGGUGUGGUCUGACUGGACGUGGAGCCAAACCUCUCAACAUGCUGGCCACGUACGUAUGGUAUUCAACUGGACUGUGUUGAUAUUAAUUCACUUUUAGUCAUGUAUGGAACUGAACUGGACUUUAGUAGACUAUACAGUGGGGCAAAUAAGUAUUUAGUCAGCCACCAAUUGUGCAAGUUCUCCCACUUAAAAAGAUGAGAGCCCUGUAAUUUUCAUCAUAGGUACACUUCAACUAUGACAGACAAGUUGAGAAAGAAAAUAUCCAGAAAAUCACAUUGUAGGAUUUUUAAUUAAUUUAUUUGCGAAUUAUGGGGGGAAAUAAGUAUUUGGUUACCUACAAACAAGCAAGAUUUCUGGCUCUCAUAGACCUGUAACAUCUUCUUUAAGAGGCUCCUUUGUCCUCCACUCGUUACCUGUAUUAAUGGCACCUGUUUGAACGUGUUAUCAGAAUAAAAGACCUGUCCACAACCUCAAACAGUCACACUCCAAACUCCACUAUGGCCAAGACCAAAGAGACCAAAGACCGCAAUGUCUUUAGUGGACUAUAGAUGUCUUUAGUGGACUAUAGAUGU
Oncorhynchus masou masou (cherry salmon) is the source of this 10587-nucleotide messenger RNA. Its product is annotated as probable E3 ubiquitin-protein ligase HERC1. The record is from RefSeq and is a predicted model, not a curated record. Gene Ontology annotation, molecular function: protein binding. Lineage: Eukaryota; Metazoa; Chordata; Actinopteri; Salmoniformes; Salmonidae.